AUGGGAGGACAAUAUUUUCGCUUCUUUGAUCUGCCUGGCGAGCUUCGCACAGCAAUCUUGGAGCAUCUCGUCGUCAUGGACUCGGACAUACCUAUAUUCGCCAUGAGGGAGACAUGUGUGCAAAGUUCACCGAUGCUGCUGACUGACCUUUUGCUGGUGUGUCACCAGAUGAACCGAGAGGCGUCCGGCUUGUUCUAUACGCAGAACAAGUUUAUAGUCAAUCUCGGAUCUCGCAGAAUGUACAGCGAGAUUACACAAGACGGGCAGCUCUUCAGCCCCGAGGUCAUGGACGCUCGCCGUCGGAUCCGAUCCCUCAGCCUGCGCAUGCGACGCAUCAGUGGCGACUUUGAGCGGCUCGUGGUGCCCGCCGUCAAGGACAUGAUACUCAACGGCAGCCUCAGGGUCCUCGAUGUGGGCAUCCUGGCGCAGGAUACUAGUGCCCAGAAGACGGUAGUAUGCGAUCUCCGGCCGCACUCGGUCUCGCGAGAUUUGGGAGCCGCGAGUGUCGUCAAGACGACGCCAUUCCAGGCCCUUUUGCAGUUGCUGGUGGACCCGGACCUAGAGCAAGUCACGCUGUGGGUGUCACUGAUCCACUGGUCGCUCUGGUGUCCCUACCAUUCAACUAUUAAAAAGCACGCCAAACUGGAUAGCUACAAAGACGGUGUAAGCAUAGACUGGCGGCGGUUGGUGGAGGACUUUUCUGAUGGCAGUAGUAUCACCAAGGUCCAGCGGCCUAGAUUCGCGUGA
Pestalotiopsis fici W106-1 is the source of this 747-nucleotide messenger RNA. RefSeq lists its product as uncharacterized. The transcript has 2 exons. NCBI's taxonomy places the organism in Eukaryota, Fungi, Ascomycota, Sordariomycetes, Amphisphaeriales, Sporocadaceae. The record is from RefSeq and is a predicted model, not a curated record. The coding region runs from base 1 to 747 and encodes 248 amino acids.